GCAGCUAUACACAGACGAAAUAUAUAUAUGAGCUUGUUUGAGUUUGCUUGAGGAAGCGAAAUGUUGUAAAGCAUAAAAAGAUUGAGGGAAUUUCUUACAUGAAGUCAAGAGAGCACCUGAAGACAUUUACAAAUCUUGUGACUGAUCAAAAUUCUAAACCCUGUGAACAUCACCGAUGUCAGAGCUUGAACAAAAGCUGAUUUGAUUGGCUGUGAACAUUAAAUGCAGUUGUCGGACACUUUUUCUGUGUAGUUUUCAUACAUAACUGAUAAUCAGUAUGAGCCAGUACUACCCUAAACUGUGUGGGUUGGUUAUAGACCAUGGGGCACAGGCUCUGAGGAAUUAUAUACAAAACAACAUUGUUGAUGUGUGGAUACAGCAACAGCAGGGUCAGCAGCAGCAGCAACAACAACAACCAUCUUCAAAUCAGCCAUCUCAAGUGCUACUUCAGCAGCAACAGAAUUUACAGCAAUUUCUCCAGGCAAAGAAAUACAUCUUAGAUCAGCUGUACAAAAACAAAAAGUUGCUCAAGAAACAUCAGUACGACCUUCUGUUUCCACGGCAGCAAAACCAACAACAGCAGCAGCAGCAACAACAAAAAAAACAACAGCAACAACAAUCCAAUCCCAACAUUGCAGAGUUUGACAUCACUCUCCUCUUUUUUCUAAUCCGUCAACUCCACCCCAACCCUCCCUUCCAGCCUAACAGCAAGGAAUGGGAUGUCCCUGCUAUGGCUAAAGGAAAACCUGGUCUUACCGCCGACCUGGAGGCAGCCAUACACAUCAAAAUGUACAGAAACAAAUUUGCCCAUCCAAAAUCAACUGACAUGACACAAAAAGACUUUGAGGCAUCAUGGGCAGAGAUAUGCCAGCAUAUCAUACAGCUGGGGGUGCCACAGUGUGACCUUGAUGCCUUGAAGGUCAAAUCCCUUGACCCAGCUUUGGAGAGAUCAUUCGUGGAAAGAAUCAUAACCCAAGAGAAAGAGGAUGCAGAAAUAAAAGCAAUCCUGUCACAGAUUUUGGAGCUUCUCAAACCAAAUCCCUUCGCUUUACCACCACCAUUACAAACCACAGAGCGAACUAUCAACCAGGCAGCAGAACUGACAGAGGCUCAACUGCAUCAACUCCAACUAAAACUGGCUUCCCUGUAUCAGAAACGCUACAGUCGUAUUCCAGUGAUCCCUUUUGAUCCAAAAGAAACCAUGGAUAUUGAACAAAUUUAUAUUGAGUUAAGACUCCUGAAAGAUGCCAACUCUACUUUGGGACAUUUUUUCAAACCAAAUAUUGUUCCACUGAAUUCUUACUUGGAUUUGUUUGAAAUAGAAAAUGGAAAAUCUCCUCGGCGAAUUGUUGUGCGCGGUGAACCAGGAAGUGGCAAGACAACCCUCUCUAUGAGAAUUGUGACCCACUGGGCAAACAGAAUUCUGUAUCUUUAUAAAAAUGAACAAUCUCAAUGUCAGUCCAAGGAAAAUGAAACCUUUAAAGACAAACUACUCAAUAUCUUCAAACCUUCAAAAGAUACACCACCAAGUUUGCAGAUGACAUCACUUGACCAGUUCCUGCUCAUUCUUCCAAUUUACUUAAGAAAUGUCCGGGAAAAUAUGACUUUCCCUGAGAUUUUAGAUGAGAACAUAUUCCAAGAGGCUGACUUGGCACCCACGGGAAUCACAUUGCAGGACAUAUGGCAAUUUAUUAACUCUAACCCUCAGAGUGUGCUGUUGGUGUUAGAUGGUUACGAUGAACUGAAAAGUGGCUCAAAUGCUGACCUUGAAGGUAUCAUACAGGACAGUAAAAUGAGAGACAUGACCAUCAUCACUACCACUCGCAACUGGAAGGCUGAGUAUCUUGCUGAUAAAACAAAGACUGAUGUUCAUGCUGAAAUUGCUCCAAUGAGCAGAAAGCAUGUGCAAGAACUAACAUGUAAAUACUUUUCUAUUCUAGCAACUGCAAUUGAAUUCAAACAUGGGUGCUGGAGAAAACAGACAUUUACAAAGGAUAUAAAUGAGUAUGCAUCAUUAAUAGCUGCAUGCAAAUUUCUCAACUUCCUUGAAGCAAACUCCAUGGCUGAGAAGAUCACACCACUAACUUUGUUAUACACUUGCCUUCUGUGGCAAAAUGGUGAAGAAAUCCAUGUACCAACAACCAAAGCUAAACUCAUUUCUGCAGUGCGUGAAUAUAGUUUGUUGCGUUACUGUGAAGCCCAACCUGAUCCAAGCAAAGCAAAGGAAGAGGUGAAAAAAGAGAUCCUCCCAAAACUUCAAAAGAUGUUUUUUGACAGUGUUCUUGAAGACAAGUUUGUUUUCAGCACUGAAGAGAUUGAUGAUGAAAGACUCUUCAGUGCAGGUCUGAUAACUCAAGAAGUACGAGUUAAACCAAUUUUACCUACUUUAUCAUCUGGUGAAGAAGAGGGGCAGUGGGGGAGAUACAAAUGUAAAUAUUAUGAACCUGUUUAUCUAAGAACAGCAGUUGAAAGUCAUGCAGCAGACUACUUUGUGCAAAGAGCUCUACAAAAUAGCCAAGACCCUCAUGUUCAGAAAUUCUUAAGGUACAUCAAAUCUGAUGAAGGAAAACUGCGCUUGGGGAAAGUAACUGAAUUUAUUUUGGAACAGGCACCAAGCCUUUCUGAGCUAUUUGAAUGAGAGUAUGAAAUUAAUUUUAAUUGUAACAGUGGCAGAAAUCCCUUUCCACUUUUCUACAGUGCAACAAACAUGAUAAAUGUAGGGAAAACUAAAUUAAGUUCUUUAAAACAUCUAUUACUGGAUGGGCAAUUUAGUUCAAUUGACAACACUGCAGCAUCUCUGCAGUGACUUCAGCCAGUCAACAGAGAGGAAUUAUUCUGACUUAUUAUGUAACGAGCACCUGGAGUCACUGUUUUGUACCAUUUUUGAUAAAAUACCAUGAUUCAUUUAGACUACCAUGUCUCCCUGGCAUUUCAGAAGGGAAACCCCAUAUCAAGUGCUUAAAUCUGAGGGGUUUUAUCAUUUUAAGGUAUGAAUUAAGAAAUAUAUGGAGCUCUAAGGGCAUUCAGACAUAAAAAUGACCUUGGCCCAUUAAAAAUGUGUAUAUAUUAUAUCUUUAAGUGUUUUACCUUAACAACCCCUAAAUC
Messenger RNA from Lingula anatina, 3105 nucleotides. RefSeq lists its product as uncharacterized. The record is from RefSeq and is a predicted model, not a curated record. NCBI's taxonomy places the organism in Eukaryota, Metazoa, Brachiopoda, Lingulata, Lingulida, Lingulidae.